CCCCGCCCCCCCCCAGCAAAGGCCAACUCCGGCCGGGCACGGCUCCUCCUCGCAGCCCGCAGCGCCCCGGCCCCAUCGCAGCCUCCUCCUCCUCCUCCUCCUCUCUUCCUCCUCCCCUCGCCCGGGGCACCGGCGGCGCUGCGGAGGGGACGCUCCCGUGCGGGGGCGGGGGCGGAGGAGGAGGAAGAGGAGGAGGAGGAGGCGGAGGAAGGCUCCGGCCCCGCUCGCCCAGGGAGCGCGGCCCCGCUGGCGGUGCUGAAAGAAAUCAAGCAAUCAAGCACAGCCGUUCUCCCGGGGCCCAGCAGGGCUUUUGUCAAUAUUUGGGAAUUUUUGGAAAUUUCUGGAUUUGGAACAAGGAGCACGGCAUCCCCUCAGCAUCGCUCGGCCCAAGCACAUCGAGGUUGCCUUUUUCUUCCCCUGCCUCCAGCGACCCCCAGAGCCGGAUGCUCCCCCCAAAAUAACGUCCCUGGCCGGUAUCCCAAAAUAAUGCUCUCGGUCCCUGCAGCGGGAGCAUCCCGGUGCCAUGGAUGGGGCUGUGGUGCCACCGGGUGCCUCGGGGUCACCGGGUGCCUCAGUGCCACCAGGUGCCACGGCCACCACCCCGCAGCACCCGGUCGGGGGGGCCCUGGAACACCAACGGAGGGGGCAGUGCUGGGGAGUGACGGGGAAAUGAGGCCAAAUCUCGCUUUUCUGGUUCGGGUGCGAGGAGUGGAAAGCGAACGUGGGCAGCAGUGAGUCUGGGGGGGUCAGCGCCCCGUCCCCAUGCCGAUGGGUCGGGGCCCCCCCAUGUGCUGGUCAGGGGGAGAAAAGGGGGCCGAUGGCUGCGUUUUGAGGCCUGAACAAGGAGGGCGAGGAAAAAAUAUAUAUAUAAAAAACCGGUGGAAUCAGGGUCGGUUGCCAAAGCAAGCAGCAGCAUGGGGAGGGGAUGAGCUACCUGAUGGAGGGGCAACGCGGGCCGGGCCGGGCCGCUGGUGGGAAAAGUUUAGCAACUCACACGAUCAAUUGCCAACAUACUUCUAUAGCUAAAUCCAAUUACUACAGACAAAUUGGCAUGGAUAUUCGCCUCGCAAACCUCUCCAUCCACACAAAGGGCUUUUUUUUUUUUUUUUUUUUCCCUUUUUCCCCCCCCUUUCCCUUCUAUGAUUUUAUGAGAGAGGAAAAUUACUCAGAUGCCGAAUGUACUGUAAGUAAUAAGGGCUUUGAAAAUAGGCUCCUAAUUAAAAAUGAUACCACUGCUCAUUUGUUUUUAAGAACACAUUCAACUUUUUCUUCCCUGCUGCAUUCAAAUGUUGGGGUUGCUGGCGUUUUUUUGUGAAAACUGGCUUUCCGUUUCACGAUUCUGGUUUUAUUUGCCUCCCCCCGCCCCCCUCCGGGGUCUGCUUUGAAUUAGCAAAAUCCAAAUCCAAGAAUCUGCAGAGGGAUAUUAUAGAAUUUUCCAUGUCCUUAUUAUUUUUUUUAUUAGCGGGACCGGGCAGCUCGGGUGAGCGGGGAGGAAAAAUGGCUUUUGUGGUUUUCAGCAGUUGUGCGAGCCGCGGGCGCUGGGGCCGUGGGGGCGGCAGUGGGCCGGGGGGGGCGAUUUCCAAACGCUUGGGGCACGGGGAGCCGCCGGGCGGUGGGAAUCUGGGGCUGGUUCACGGGGACUAUUGUCGCUGCAGCACCCAGGGGUGGUGCAUGGGGUGCCGGGGUAGCACCUUGGGGCUGAUCGGGGGAUGCGGGGAUGGGCAGGAGGGAGGCAGGGAUGGUCCCAAGGGAUGUAAAGAUGGUCACAAGGGAUGCAGGGAUGGACAGGAAGGAUGCAGGGACGAUACCGAGGGAUGCAGGAAUGAUCACGAGGGAUGCAGGGAAAGUCACAAGUGUUGCAGGGACAGUCCUAAGGGAUGCAGAAAUGGUCCCAAGGCGUGUGGGGACAAUACUGAGCGAUGCAGGAAUGGUCACGAGGGAUGCAGGAACAGCCACAAUUGUUGCAGGGACAGUCCCGAGGGAUGCAGGGAUGGUCCUGAGGGAUGCAGGGAUGACCACAAGGGACACGGAUGUCCCAAAGAAUGCGGGGUUGGUCACAAGGAGUGCAGGGGUCAUGAGGAAUGCAGAGACAGUCACAAGUGCUGUGAGGAAGGUCCCAAGGGAGGCAGGGAAGGGCAUGAGGGAGACAGGGACAGUCCCAAAGAACACAAGAAUGGUCCCAAGGGAUGCAGGGAUGGUGGCAAGGGGUGCAGGGACAAUACCAAGGGAUACAGGGAUGGUCAUGGGGGACACAGGGACAGUCCCAAGGGAUGCAGAGAUGGUCCCAGUGGAUGUAGGGAUGGCCACGAAGGAUGCAGGGACAGUCCUGAGGGAUGUGAGGAUGGUCAGGAGGGAUGCAGAGGUGGUCCCAGGGGAUGCAGGGAUGGUCCCUCAAGGUGCAAGCAUCCCCUGGGGGCUUUUAUCCCAACACCCCGGGCAUCCAAGAGAUGGCAGUCGCCUUGCAUUUUGGCAGCACCCAGCGGGCAGCAGGUGCUGUACCUGCACCUGGGGCCAGCUCCUGGCUGGGGAACCGUGGCCGGUGCAGCAGCUCAGCGCCAGGGCGCCACGUGCUGCACUCUGUUCAGGGCCCUUCCCUGCCCCAAAGAGCUUUGGGUGGGUGGAGGAAAAGGGCUGGGCAGGCAUCAGGCCCCAACACCGUGUAUCUGGCUGCAAAAAAACUCUUAACACCAGCCCUUUGGGGUCCUUUAGGCUGCCUUCUGGCCGUGCUUUCUGCAUUUCUGGGCUCUUGCCACCUCCCUGGAUAGGGCUGAGGGUGGCCUUGGGGUGUCCGAUAGCCCCGGGGAUGGGAUGCAGGGGAUGUUGGAUGGCCGUGGGCUGGAAUUCGAUAAUAAAGGGAAAACGUGUGCAGGAAGAGGGGCUGGGGACGGGGCGUUGCAGGACGCUUUGAAGGACCCCAACCCCUUUAAUACCCGUGCCUCAGUUUCCUCACAUGCGUUGCUCCCAGAGAAAAUUCGGCUCUUCCCUGCUCGGCCCGGAGCAGGGCCUGGAGAGUUAAAGGCGGCGACAGGAGCACAUGCUCUGCCCAGCCCUGAACCGCAGCCAGCUCCGGGCCGAGGCAACAACAGCCGCUAUUGUGUGCCAGCGGCCCCGCGCGAGCGCCCAGCUGCUGCGGCGGGCGGGAGGCAGGAAUUUCGCCGUGACAAGUGGACUUUGUAUCCGCUCGCUGGGCUGCUGGGGAUUUUUUUUUCAUAGGAAGUGCAGAAAUCAGGGCGUUCGGCUCCCCCGGCAUUUCUCCCACCCUGCUUUAUAGCGAAUGAGGGGGAAAAUAUUUUUUUAAGGCAAUUCCUUGCUUUUUUUUUUUUUUUUCUCGGUCUUCUUCCUAGGGCAGCUGGUGGCUGCGGAUGCACCUCCUCGGAGGGGCCAUGUUUACCCAAGUGGCACCGUGUUUGUCACCGGGGCCGGUUUGCUCCGGUGUGUAAAUAUGUGGUGGGAGCCACGUGAGAGCGCUGGCAAACAUCCUCCUGCCGCUGCCACCACCAGGCCUUCCUCCUCCUCCUCCUCCUCCUCUUCCUCCUCCCUGCCCUGGGAACGCAGCCCAGGCAUCCCAGGCAGCGCUGCCCUUUGGGCCAAGCCCAAACCUGCAGCUGCUUCGGGGUUCCAAAGGGGCUCUGUUGUGCUGAGGGCAGGAUCCGUCCCUGCCGUCACAUCCCCUCGGAGCAUGGACAAACCUUGCAAAGUGGGGAAACUGAGGCACGGCGACUGGCAGGGCCAGGCUCUGGCUUUUUGCCGUCGAUUGCAGCGGGCAAAGGUUUGGGGAUAGGGACAGGGGGGCAAUUAUCCAUCUGAAUCCCACGCCCCUUUGGAACAGCAUUGCUUUGUUUUUUGGGGUGAAGGCAGUUGCUGCUGCAGGCACAAUCCCUGCCCUGGGUGCUUUGCCCAGGGGAUGUUGGGUGGUGCAAGAGUGAGGGUGAUUGCAGGAGCCUCGCGCAGGGCCGGCAGGGACCCGCGGGGGGGUGUCACCGGGAUGGGACCUGCCCAAACCGGGCGGUGGGGAGGUGUGGGGGGGGCACAGCGUCACUCAGCCUCGUGACAGCGAUAACCGCUGGGUUUUAUUCACCAUCCUCCAGCCCGGCAGGGCGCAGGCUCUGUGGUGGUGCCACCACCCCCAGCCGCUCCGUGUCACCUCCAGCCAGCCCCACCUGCGGGUCCCGGCCGUGCUGAACGGCUGCGGUGCUGGGGGGUGCUGGGAUGGAGGCACCCCGAGUGCAGGGCUCGUUUGUGGGAGCAGGAGCUGCACUGUCCUGGGCACCGUGCGAAGCCACGUCCCGUGUCCCAUCCCUCCUGCUCUCGGAGGGGGACAAACGUACCAAAACCCGCCGGCCCUAAACCAAACCUGCUGCAAAAGGCAGGGCGGGGGCAGCCGUUCCCCCAUGGCACGAAGCUCGGCGCUGCUCCCUGCUCCCUCUGGCAAGCAGAGACCCCAGCCCCAUGGCCAGCAUCGGGGCCGCACCAGAGCAACACACCCCAACGGCACCUGGAGAUGGAGAGCGGGUCCGCGGGGUGCCCCCGCAUCCAUCCCUGGGAUGGGAGAGGGGCUUCGGGGAGGGUUUGUUCCCCCAAAUUCGGGGCAGGUAUCGCAUCGCUCCUGCCCUGUCUUGGGCACGGCGGGGGCACAGUGCUGGGGUGCAGGGGGGCCCCGCGCUGCCCCCCCCAGGAGCCCAGCUCCAGCCUCCCAACUGGGAAGGCCGUCUCGAAACCAGUCUGACCAGAAUAACUGGGAAGGCAACUGUGGUUUCUUUUCAGGAAAAAGAGAUCUUGAAAAAGAAAUGAAACUGUUUUCGCUUGGACAAAAAUAUUCCUAGACAUUUUUCCACAUUUUGCCAGCGUACAAGAGCAUUUGCUUUUCAUUUUUCAAUGGAAACCCAGAGAAAUAUAAUUGGAAAUGAUGUUUUCCCUGAGAAGAAAAAAAAAAGGCAAUAACUGCUGAAAAUCCAUUUUGGUAAAAACAAAGCAACUGGGUGAAAGAAAACCCUUCCAAACCUGUGCCGUGCCUGUGCUGACACGGCUCCCCCCAAGCCCUGCUCCUGCCCAAGGCCAGAACCAAGCAGGAUACGGUCUCGCCGGAGCUCCCUUCUCCACGAGGAGCAGCCAUGGGGAUGCCACGGGCCGGGUUUUGGGGUGAAAUCCAACCCAAACGGUGCCUGGCGGUGCCUGGGGCUGGCGGGCGUGCCAGGGGCGCUGUGAUGGUGGUGCUGGGGGCGCUGGGGGCAGCGGGGUGCAGCCGGCGUUCCCCCCGCGCCCCGCGCUGCCUGCCCACAUUUUCGAGAGGGGUGUGAAGCAAACAUGAGCCAGCCUCAAACGCUCGGUCCCAUGGUGCUUUUUGGAAUAGUGAUAAUUAAAUUCAGACUUUUUUCCUUUCAAAAUGCCCUGGAAAAAUCCAAUCACUUUGCAAAUCAAAAUAAGCAUUUCCAAUUAAUCCUCUAACUCGAACCACAUGGCUUUUAGGGAACGCGGUUGCACUCUGCUGAGACGCUAUUUUUAAACCGGUGACGGCUCCGGCGAUGCUCUGGGCGUGCUGGAAGCGGGCGCGGCGCGGCCGGAGCUGGGCUCGUGGGGACGCCAGCCCCGUCCCAUCCUGUCCCUGCCCCCCCCGGGGGGGGUGACAUCUCCGCUGAUGGCCUCGGUGGCCCCAGGGGACCCGCUGAGGCUUCCCGAAUGCAUUGUCGUGCUGUCAGCGUGGUGGCAAUGAGCCCUGCCCGAGGGGCUGAGGCCGUGCAAACUCGUUGCGCUGCUGUCAGGGCCACGAGGACACUCAGCCCUCGCCGUGAAACAUCCGCCUGGGUUCACCCGAGAGAAAAUCCCCUGCCCUGCUCGGGAGGCCAGGAGAGCCUGGCACCGCUCCCAGUAAGACCAGUGGGAGGAACUGGUGUCACCGCUCGGCCACCACCCCCUCGCUGCCUCCCUUCACCCCGGGGGACAAGAUCCUCUGGGUGCCCCGGGGGAGGUGAGGGUGUUUGGUGAAGCGACGGGGACAGCUCCUGUCCCCUUGUCCCUGUCCCCUCCCAUGAUGGUGGCAUUUCCAGGGCCCCUCGGCGGCUGUGCCAAGGCGGUGCUGAGCGGUGCCAGCUGCCACCCGCCGAGCCCAGGGGCUAUUUUUAGCCCUGGCUGGGGAUUUGGGUGCUAAGCAGCCGGCACCUCGCAAGCUGAUUUGAGCGCUAAGCUGAAAAGCUGGGGACGGGGCCAAGGCGAGUGUGCAUCCGUCCCCGUCCCCCACCUGCCCCGGGGUGGGGAAAGUGGUACCCGGAGCAGCCUGGGGAGGGGGUCCUGGGUGGGCGCAUGGUGCUGCGGGGUGGCACCCCCAUCCUGCCCCCAUGGGUGACACCCUGCACCCGGUGCCUGGUGGGGCUGGCACUUGAGAAGCCGCCGUGGACAGGGAGAGGUUUGAGCGGGUGCCGCAGUGCCAAGGCAAAGUCAGCUCAGCCAUUGCUGUUCCCAGGCUGGGAGCACACGGGGCGACGCUCCCCCCACCCCUCCUCCUGCUCCUCGUGCCACUUUUCCUCCUGGAUCACCUUGGGAGCAGCCAGGAGCCCACAGCAUCA
This is a messenger RNA of Cygnus olor (mute swan), 6560 nucleotides long. RefSeq lists its product as uncharacterized. The coding region runs from base 1718 to 2908 and encodes 396 amino acids. The record is from RefSeq and is a predicted model, not a curated record. The transcript is spliced from 2 exons. NCBI's taxonomy places the organism in Eukaryota, Metazoa, Chordata, Aves, Anseriformes, Anatidae.